AUGUCGUCUACAGCAAGUGAUAACCGUCAUCCCUAUAUUGUCUACGUGCCACGCAGUAAGAAUUCCGUGCCUUGUCCCAUUUACGUUCCGGAGAACGCAUUCAUCAAAACCUUGGAAGAGGCAAUUUGUAAAGAGCGGGUUUUCGAAGAUGACCUACAGGGGCAAUACCCGAUCCUCCUCAAAUGUGGUAACCUGAAGAUGCUCCCACGCCAGUCACUUUAUGAAAGUGCUUUGGAGUGGCUUCGCCAACGUACGGGUGAUGGGGAAGAUGAUAAGCUUAUGAUGCCUGCAAUGCGUCUGCACGACUAUUUCCCUGACGGACCUACGCCAGAGGAUGAAAGAAUGAUAGACGUUGUUGUCGUGACUAAUUCCAUUUGGGGCAGUUUGAAUUAUACUGCUCUCAGUUCAUCUGACUCGCUCAAUCGGUUCUGUAAAGAAAUCACGUUUUUAGUUCCGCGUGGUGAUGGUGAACCGGAUUGGCAGGUUGUGGUUAACCUGAAUAACUAUCUCGGUCAACCGUCGUAUCCUCAAUUUGUCGAGAAUGUAGUUCAAAGACCGAGGCAGGCAGCAGACGACGGUAAUAGUAGGGCCUCUGCAAAAAUGGGCCUCCGGAAUAUGCUUGAUGCAAUCACACCUGAAGGCAACAAUUCGGAGAUUUUCUCUAAGCUCUUGAGUGACGAAGACGGAGCGUCCCCGUAUGCGCAGUCGCAUCCUGAGAUCACCCAUAUAUUCAUGCUCUUUCCUUAA
Messenger RNA from Fomitiporia mediterranea MF3/22, 747 nucleotides. RefSeq lists its product as uncharacterized. The record is from RefSeq and is a predicted model, not a curated record. The transcript has 4 exons. Lineage: Eukaryota; Fungi; Basidiomycota; Agaricomycetes; Hymenochaetales; Hymenochaetaceae. The coding region runs from base 1 to 747 and encodes 248 amino acids.